UAACGGCGGGGCCCGAAACCGACGAAUGAUCGCGUCCGAACCGGGUAACGCAAUCCCAAAUAGGAAAUUCCACGCCGACACCGAAUCGGACUCCGAAUCUAAUGUAAUGCUUCGAAGCAAGUGCGACAGACAUGUCUGAUAAUAAAAGGAUAUCUACAAAGUUGCGACUUGUUCCUCAGUCUUAUGUAUCACAAUACCAAGGAACUCUAUUGAUUUUUUUUCAUACUCUUCGGUAUCCACUUAUUCACCAUGGCUGAAAACCAAGCUUCAAAAGAUACCAGUACAUACGAUUCGCAUUCGGAUCAAAUAGAAGAGAAGCGGAAAAUGGAUUCGAACAACGAUGUAGAAGAAAACGAACAACAUACCGAUUUCCGGCGAGGCUUUCGCUUCUGGGCUAUUAUUAUCGGAUUAGGUAUCACGAGUCUCUUGGGUGCUCUCGAGAAUACGGUUGUUACCACAUCGGCACCUGUCAUUGUCUCGGAGCUUCAAAUGGGCGCAAACUACAUUUGGAUCACGAACGCAUUUUUCGUAUGCAGCGCGGCUUUCCAACCUCUAUUCGGUCAACUAUGUAACGUCUUUGGAAGGAGAUGGGUCACUCUGGCUAUUAUAGCGAUAUUUACCCUCGGCAGUGGGAUAUGUGGGGGCGCAAACAGUGGUGCCAUGCUUAUUGCUGGCCGCGCGGUUCAAGGGAUUGGAUCCGGAGGUAUUAUGAUAAUCACUGACAUUAUAGUAUCCGACUUGGUCCCUCUACGGCAGCGCGGAAACUAUAUGGCUGUGAUACUAGCGAUUUAUGGGGUUGGGACAACACUAGGUCCUUUCGUUGGCGGACAGAUCGUACAAGUGACUACCUGGCGAUGGGUCUUUUACAUGAACCUUCCGAUUGGGGGCGUUGCUUUGGUUGUGAUGUAUGCUUGUCUUCAUGUUAAUUACAACAAGGAGAUGACGUUCACGGAAAAGCUUAAACGUCUUGAUUUGGUCGGUAACGGUAUACUCAUAGCUGCGACUGUCGCUGUCCUUUGGGCUCUGACGGUGGGCGGCACGGAAUACUCGUGGGGUUCAUGGAACAUAUUGGUUCCGCUGAUAGUCGGUCUCUCUGGGUUGGGGCUUUUCGCUACAUUCGAGAAAUGGGGAUGGUCGCUGGAGCCAGUCAUGCCACCACGACUUUUUGGUAACCGUACCUCGGUCAUUGUUAGCGUCAACACAUUACUCUAUUCUGCGCUCCUCUACUGGAUCAUGUACUUCAUGCCAGUAUACUUCCAAGCAGUCAAGCUGUACAGCCCCUCCUACUCCGGCGUCGCACUCCUCCCACAAUCCCUCGUCGGCAUCCCAGGAGCCGCCAUCUCAGCAAUCGUCCUCUCCCGCUGGGGGAGGUAUAAGCCUUUACAUUUCGCCGGCUUCGCCAUCUUCACUCUCGGUAUUGGCCUAUUCGCUUACCUAGACGCGGACUCAUCUAAAGCGGAAUGGGUGAUCUUCCAAUGCGUGGCGGCGCUUGGCGCGGGUUUGGUGCUCAACACGCAAUUACCCGCAUUCCAAGCCCAUGUACCUGAAUCCGAUCAGGCUGUCGCGACGGCGUCGUGGUGCUUUAUACGGACGUUUGGGAAUGUGUGGGGUGUUGCGAUUCCUGGGGUCAUAUUUAAUAACCGUAUUAAUCAAUUGUUACCGCGCAUUUCGGAUCCCAAUGUGUCGCAACUGCUAGCUAACGGCGAUGCGUAUCAAUACGGCUCAGCAAACUUCGUGGGGUCGUUCCCUCAGCCGACACAGGGCCAAAUAAUAAGCGUGUAUAGAGAUGCGCUUCAAUUGGUUUUUGAAGUUGCUAUCGCAUUUGGCGGCCUCACGAUUCUGCUAGGUUUGUUCGAAAAAGAGAUUCCGCUACGGACUGAACUAGACACGGAGUUUGGACUGAAGGAUCCAUCUAAGAAGAGCGUCGCGAAAGAGAUGGUGGAUAUAGAGGGCAACGCCGGAGUUUCAGCCGAGGAGCCCAGCCCGAAGAAAUAGCGUGAGGAUUAUAAACUAAGAUGUUAAUAUUGUGAGGUUAUAGGUAUCACUACAGGUUUAGAGUCAGUCUUUUUUUUAGAGUCAUGGAUUUAAAGGUUGGUGGGAUUUGAAUUUUGUCUUCUGGUAUAGAUUGGUAUUUGUAUAAUAG
This is a messenger RNA of Hypoxylon trugodes, 2143 nucleotides long. Its product is annotated as major facilitator superfamily domain-containing protein. Gene Ontology annotation, molecular function: transmembrane transporter activity. The transcript has 5 exons. The record is from RefSeq and is a predicted model, not a curated record. Lineage: Eukaryota; Fungi; Ascomycota; Sordariomycetes; Xylariales; Hypoxylaceae. Bases 250 to 1995 code for a protein of 581 amino acids. Gene Ontology annotation, biological process: transmembrane transport.